Spodoptera exigua (beet armyworm) is the source of this 621-nucleotide messenger RNA. NCBI's taxonomy places the organism in Eukaryota, Metazoa, Arthropoda, Insecta, Lepidoptera, Noctuidae. The record is from the annotation of a GenBank genome assembly.
AUGACUGUAAAAGAAGGAACAAUUUGUAGCUUAAUACAAUCCUUCCCUGUUUUCCUAAUACUAGCUCAGAAUGCCCAAAAGUGUUUGAAAACUCCUUUAGUCUACAAACCUCCAAGCCCCACUCAUUCUCCUGAAUACUACGAAGCUUUGGACGCGUUAUUCCAGAGUUUGUAUGGACAUGGACAUCAAGGGCAUGUGCCAACAUAUCAGAGCUACCCUGUCCACCAAACGCCUAGCGUAUCCUGUCAGUAUUCUUAUGGGUACGGAAAAAAGUGGUCAUCCUCUUCCCAUGGAGGUUCAAAACCAUGCUACCAGUAUGUUUACACCAGUGGUACUGAUUACCACACUUACGGUACUGGAUUACAAGGAUAUCCUAGCUACGGGUCUUAUGGACUGAAGAAAGGAAACAUAUAUGCCCUGAACGGAAAUAUCACGACGACAGGAUACGCUCCCAACCAAGUUUAUAACACCAAGAAUCGAUAUCAGGUGGUAGUUAAGAAGACCAGGGUUGGUAACAGGAAGAAGAAUAGGAAGCUGCAAGCAGAUACAUCACCAACAUCACAACAUCAGCCCUAUACUAUUCAGAUUCUUCUGAGAAAAGCCCUCUUCUCACGAGAAUAG